GGAGAAAUCUCGGUUCAUCGUUUGAUUCAUACAGGUAAUUUAGUUGAAAAAUCGUAAUACAAUUCUUUUGCUAAUUCCAAUUUCUAUACACAUUUGGACAAAUUUGAAAGGGUCAGUGUCGAAUCCCUACUCUAUGAUGUAGCCAAGCCCCCGCGCUUUUCUAUUCAUCGCUCCCAAAUUCCGAGGUGUUUCGAUUCGAAUUGCUGGUUCCUUUUGUUUUCACGAAAUUUGGUUCACGAUUUUUGAUCGCCGUACGAUUCUUUGUUCUUCCAUUACCCUAAUCGCGUCCGGUGAUAGCGGCAAUGGCGCUUCUUAGAUUUUUCCUUCUACUUCGUCGGCUUCGUUUCCUUUGAAUCCUAAAAGUAUACCCGACUUUCCGCCUGUUUCAUGGCUGUAUUUCUUCAUUCGCUGUGGUAGUCAACAUUUACGGCCUCUUUCUUCAACUCGUUCGCUUUCUGGCGAGGGGUCUUUGGUGGGUCUGCGCUCGUGCUUCUUGUGGGGGCUUUUUUCCUUCUUCGGCGGGUCCGAUUUUGCUGAGAGGUUCAUGGAUUCUCUAGCAUAAUGGGAAGCAUGAAAGAUAGUAAAAUUCUGUACAGUUCUUACUUUCCCAGGCCGUGUUCUUCACCCUGUUUGAUUUCUCAGGUCUAAGAUUGUUCUAUUUGAGUUAUCUGUUUGGAUCUUAGCAAUGGAUUCGAGAGGAAACGAGGAUAAAUCUCUGAACUCAAAGGAUGCUAGUAUGGGAAGCAUUAGCAGCAAAGAUAUGAUAUUUAGAGCAGAUAAGAUUGAUUUGAAAAACCUGGAUAUGCAGCUGGAAAAGCACUUGAGCCGUGUUUGGUCGAAGAGCGUUGGCGUUGAGACACAAAAGCCUAAGGAGGAGUGGGAGAUUGAUUUGUCUAAACUCGAUAUUCGAUAUGUCGUCGCUCACGGGACUUACGGGACGGUGUUCAGGGGUACAUAUGACAAUCAAGAUGUCGCUGUGAAGCUAUUGGACUGGGGGGAGGAUGGUCUUGCCACAUCUGCUGAAACUGCUGCUUUGCGUGCAUCGUUUCAGCAAGAGGUUGCUGUCUGGCACAAGCUUGAUCAUCCUAAUGUUACAAAAUUUGUUGGAGCUUCAAUGGGAGCUACAAAUCUUAAGAUUCCUUCAAAUGGCUCUUCGAUGGAUGGUCAAAAUUCCCUUCCAUCUAGAGCCUGCUGUGUUGUUGUUGAGUAUCUUCCUGGUGGGACAUUAAAACAAUACUUGAUAAGGAACAGGAAAAAGAAACUUGCCUUUAAGGUUGUGAUUCAAAUAGCUUUGCAUCUCUCCAGAGGGCUUAGCUAUCUACACUCCAAGAAGAUUGUACACCGUGAUGUCAAAACUGAAAAUAUGUUGUUAGAUAGUCAAAGAACUCUCAAAAUUGCUGAUUUUGGGGUUGCCCGUGUCGAAGCUCAGAAUCCAAGAGACAUGACUGGGGAAACUGGUACUCUUGGAUACAUGGCCCCAGAGGUUCUUGAUGGGAAGCCGUACAAUAGAAGAUGUGAUGUCUACAGCUUUGGCAUCUGCUUAUGGGAAAUUUACUGUUGUGAUAUGCCAUACCCCGAUCUUAGUUUUGCUGAUGUCUCAUCUGCUGUUGUUCGACAGAACCUACGACCUGAUAUCCCAAAGUGCUGUCCUAGUUCUCUGGCUAAUGUGAUGAAGAAAUGCUGGGAUGGCAACCCGUCCAAACGCCCUGAAAUGGACGAGGUUGUCAAAAUGUUGGAAGCCAUUGAUACAAGUAAAGGAGGUGGGAUGGUUUCUGAUGACCAAGUCUCUAGGUGCUUCUGUUUCGGCUCGCCCCGCGGUCCGUGAUUCGUUCAUACUCUCAUCAAUUGAAUGAUGUAGAAAUAAAGCAGAGUCAAAACUAGGUGGUUUUUGUUUACUUUUGCGCAUUUGUGAUGUGAUAAUAUUUCCUUGUAGCUGCUGAAAACUGCUCUCUCAUAUUGUGACUGCAGUUACCAAGCUUUCUUUGCCUUCAGGACUUGUCAAUGAAGCGUUCUCUUCCCAAUAGUUUUUAUUUAUUCAUCUGAGAAUCUGGUCGUUUUAAACUAGUAUGGUGUAGAUUGUAUAGAACAAACACAGCCCAAUUCAUUUGUUUAUUGAAGCAUUAGUGUCCCAGGAA
Cucurbita pepo subsp. pepo (vegetable marrow) is the source of this 2135-nucleotide messenger RNA. RefSeq names its product serine/threonine-protein kinase 54. NCBI's taxonomy places the organism in Eukaryota, Viridiplantae, Streptophyta, Magnoliopsida, Cucurbitales, Cucurbitaceae. Gene Ontology annotation, biological process: protein phosphorylation. Gene Ontology annotation, molecular function: ATP binding; protein serine/threonine kinase activity. Gene Ontology annotation, cellular component: plasma membrane. The record is from RefSeq and is a predicted model, not a curated record.